Tarenaya hassleriana is the source of this 1330-nucleotide messenger RNA. Its product is annotated as protein STRICTOSIDINE SYNTHASE-LIKE 5-like. The record is from RefSeq and is a predicted model, not a curated record. NCBI's taxonomy places the organism in Eukaryota, Viridiplantae, Streptophyta, Magnoliopsida, Brassicales, Cleomaceae. Gene Ontology annotation, molecular function: strictosidine synthase activity. Gene Ontology annotation, biological process: biosynthetic process. The transcript has 5 exons. The coding region runs from base 97 to 1221 and encodes 374 amino acids.
CACAUGUUUCAGAUUUUGACUUUUCUCGGAUACUUCAGCUGGGGAUAUCGCUUUUAGGUUCCGGAUUACCAAACAAACAACCGAGAGGAGAGAAAGAUGCCAACCUCGACACCAUCCAGCAGGAAUCGAAAGAGGAGCUUCGUCCUCCUCUGGCUGCUGCUACCGGUCUUGGCCUCUACUGCCCUUUACCGACUCCAUACCUUCGACCCGGCUCCUCUUCCUCUCACCGCCCUCGCCGCCCCUCCGUUGAAGGCGCCGCUCCUCAACGCUCGCCUUCUGAGCGGCGCAGAGGUCGUGGGCUCGGGUCGGCUCGAUGGGCCCGAGGAGAUCGCCUACCACCCUGAAUCUGGCCUCAUCUACACGGGCUGCGUCGAUGGGUGGGUCAAACGAGUCAGGCUCAAUGACUCGGUGGUCGACGACUGGGUCAACACCGGCGGCAGGCCGCUCGGCAUAGCUUUCGGCCCCCAAGGCGAAGUCAUCGUCGCCGACGCUGACAAGGGGCUGCUGAACAUAAGCAAGGACGGGAGUCGGACGGAACUGGUGACGGAGGAGGCGGAAGGGGUGAGGUUCAAGCUGACGGAUGGGGUGGACGUAGGAGAGGACGGGGUGAUAUACUUCACGGACGCAUCGUACAGAUACAGUCUAAAGGAGUUCAUGAUGGACAUAUUGGAGGGGAAGCCGAACGGGCGGCUGCUCAGCCACGACCCUUCCACCAAAACAACCACCGUUCUCCUUAGGGACCUCUACUUCGCCAAUGGCAUCUCAUUGUCCCCCGACCAAACCCAUCUCAUCUUCUGCGAGACCCCCUUGAGAAGAUGCAGCAAGUAUCACAUCAGAGGGGAGAAGAGAGGGGAGGUGGAGAUAUUCGUGGAAGGUUUACCUGGUCUUCCUGAUAACAUUCGACACGAUAGAGAGGGCCAUUACUGGAUCGCUUUAGCUACUGCGUAUACAGCACAAUGGAAGGUGUUGUUCAGACACCCGACGCUGAGGAAAGUGGUGGCGAUUGCAACCAAGUAUGGGAUGGAACUCCAAGGGGCAAAGGGGGCAGGAGUUUUUCAGGUCGAUUUGGAAGGGAAGCCGAUUGCACAUUACUAUGAUCCUUCACUCUCCUUCAUAACCUCCGGUCUCAAAAUCGGAAACAACUUGUUCUGUGGAUCCAUCAGCUAUCCCCACAUUACUCGUUUGAAUCUCCUUCAAUUCCCUGCCCUCCCUUACCCAUGAAUAAGGAAAAGCUUUGUCUUUUCAAAGUUGUCAACUUUAUAUAUCCAUCAUGUAAUGAACUAAUGAUAUCAAUAAUGUAUUUAUUUAUAUAAUAAAUCUAAAUUGUCUC